Phytomonas sp. EM1 is the source of this 2299-nucleotide messenger RNA. Lineage: Eukaryota; Euglenozoa; Kinetoplastea; Trypanosomatida; Trypanosomatidae. The record is from the annotation of a GenBank genome assembly.
CUCGAUGAUCCGCUCUAAAAUACAGUUUUUGACCUCACAACUUUGUCCUCUCUCCCUCUAACUCGAGAAAGAAUACUCCCAUGUACGAUCGAUACCAUUAAUUAGGUGUAACUACCUAUGAGGAAGGGGGGGGGGCUGUACCAAAUAUCCUAUCGAUUCGCGUUUUUUAUAAGGUACUUCAGCAUCUGCUAUUCGCUCCUGUUGAAACAACGUCUUCAGUUCACGCGUCUUAACAAAUAAGGUGCCUAAGUGAAGGGAAGAGUUUUUCUGAAAGCACGAGCUACGUACUUUCCUUUAGAUAUUGUCGUAUGCAAUUUCGACGUUCAGUGGUUUCUAUCAUCGUUUAUUCUGUUCUACACCCUCUGCGCCGACAAACUAGUAAACGUAUACUUCAUGUAUGCCAUAGAAUUAAUUGCAUUUCUUAUUAUUCUAAUUUUCAUGGCGUUAUCGUUAUUUCAUCACAGUAAGCUAUUCUUCAAAUUAUGGAUUCACAUUAGGCUGCCUAAAGCGUGUUGUGUGCUAGUUGUUCUCAAACCUGUGACUUAGGUUCAUCUCAUAAGUUGUUUCUAUCCAGAGGUGUGCACACAUUAGAUAGAGAGCUGGGGGGGGGCGGGGGAGCGUGCAUAGGAGAACGCAUGCUAAUACACGACUUAUUAACAGGUGCUAACUCUAACUUUUGUGAUGCAUUAGGUGUACUGUUUUUAAAUAAAUUCUUUUCAACUGUUGCUUCUGUAGCAUGUAUUCAUUGAUGUCGAGUCGUGGAUACCAUGCGUAGGAUGGUAUGUUUCUACUCAUAUGCAAACGAAUCAAGCGUCUGGACUUAUUGCAGCGCCUUGCAUCGUAAGUAUGUUUUCACUGACCAUAGGUGGUAAGUGUGGAUGUUUGGAUAGUAAGAAUAAAAAUAAGAUUUUUAUGAUUUUACACUUUUUUUUCUUGCAUAAAGGUCUGGUUUAUGGCUUGUGUAUUUCCAGGAAGAGGGAAUGGUGUGAGUAGAUAGAAGGCGGCGGCUUACACACUAUUCAUGCAAUUUCAAUGUGUUGUAUUUUUUUUCUUCUCUUUCUCCUUUGCAUUUUUUUCAAAGCAACAAGCACACAUACCCUCAUUUUUUUACUUCUUUUUUCUCCGGACCAUUGAUUUUAUAAACAAUACCCUUGCUAUGUCAAAAAAACUUGAGGAUAAUUGGGAGGAUGUUGAGGAAGUCGGCGAGCCAGAGGGGGAAGAGGAGGACACAUCUAUUAACAACUCUGAUGUGGUGGUACGCUACAAAAAGGCGGCAGUAUGGUGCAAUGAGACCCUUCAAAUUCUUAUAGAUGCGACAAAGCCUGGUGUAAAGGUAUUCGAGCUUUGCAGGCUCGGUGACGAAACGAUCGCUAUGAAAGUCAAAACUAUGUUUAAAGGUACAGAAAAAGGUAUUGCCUUUCCUACCUGUAUCUCUGUGAAUCACUGCGUGUGCCACAACAGCCCUGGGGCCUCAGAUGAGGAAAAGCCGCAGGAAAUUAAGCUGAAUGAUAUCGUUCACUAUGACCUAGGCGUGCACGUGGAUGGCUACAGUGCACAAGUUGCUCACACUAUUCAGGUCACUGAAAGUGGUGAGUUAGGCACUAACGAGAAGGCCACUAAAGUAAUUACUGCUGCUCACAAUAUUCUAAACACGGCUCUUCGAAUGAUGCGCCCCGGCGUAAGCGUUUAUGAUGUGACACAAAUUAUCGAAAAGGCUGCUGAGCAUUAUGGUGUGACUCCUGUCGAUGGUGUACUCUCGCAUAUGAUCAAGAGGUACAUUGUUGAUUCAUACCGUUGCAUUCCGCAGCGGAAGGUGGCGGAGCACAUGGUGCAUGACUACGAAUUUGAGAAUGCACAAGUGUGGACACUAGACAUUGUCAUGUCCUCUGGUAAAGGCAAGCUUCGGGAGCUCCACACGCGGCCUUACGUGUACAAAACAGCUUUGGAGUCAAACUAUACACUAAAGAUGGAGAGUGCGCGAGAGUUGGAGAAAGAAAUCGAGAGCAAAUUUAUGACUUUUCCAUUCGCCAUUCGCAAUCUAGAGUCCAAGAAGACACGUCUAGGGCUAAAUGAAAUGCUAAAACACAAUGCUGUAGUGCCUUAUCCGGUACUCUACGAGCGCGAAGGAGCAGUUGUUGGACAUUUUAAGAUAACGUUAAUGAUAACCAAUAAAAGAAUCGAGCCCAUUACCGGCCUCAAGAUGCAGAAAGGGCCCGCUCUCGAGCCCUACACUGACGAGCUGCUUCUAGCCGCCAAUAAGUCUCCUCUUUUGUUUAACAAGAAAAAAUCCGCGGAAUAA